Vicia villosa (hairy vetch) is the source of this 1478-nucleotide messenger RNA. RefSeq names its product transcription repressor OFP14. Lineage: Eukaryota; Viridiplantae; Streptophyta; Magnoliopsida; Fabales; Fabaceae. The transcript has a single exon. The coding region runs from base 62 to 949 and encodes 295 amino acids. The record is from RefSeq and is a predicted model, not a curated record. Gene Ontology annotation, biological process: negative regulation of DNA-templated transcription.
ACACUCCUCUCUUGAAAUUUUUCAUCACUCUCAUUUCAUUACCAACAGAAACAAAAAAACCAUGCCUAAGAAGCUUCAAAAAACCCUUCAAGAUUACCUCAACAAACUCAAAAACAAAAACCCUCACCCUCAAAUCAAGUUAACCAAAAUGCUCUCUGGCUGCAAACACCCCAAAACGCCGUCGUUUUCUUUAGAUAACGGCAGAAACUUAUCAUCUAACUCCGUUAACGACGCAGCAACGCUAGCUGACGUUGACCGUUUUCUCUUCGAGAAUUUCAAGUCUCUCUAUUUCAAAGACGACGACGAAACCGAAAACUCCGUCAAAAGAAUCUCCGACGAAAAAAACCACCGCGAACCACCGAAAUUCAAUUCCUCCUCUUUGCUCGAAUCACCGCGAUUCGAUCGAUCACCACCGCCGAAUCUCUCCCGAUCAGCGCGAUUCUUCGUGAAACCGGGAAACUCUGGAUCGUUGAUGGAAGAUGCUUUAUCGCUAACAAACAGCGAUGAUGAAGGUGAUUCGAGUAAUUUGAAUUCAUCCUCAACAGAAUCGCCAUCAAAAGAGGUGGUUAAAGUUCAUGAUGAUCAUAAUCAGACUCUUCCUGAAAACUGUAUUGCUCUGUUAUCCUAUUCGCCGACUCCUUACGACGAAUUCAGGCGAUCCAUGCAGGAAUUGGUGGAAUCCAAGUACGGGAAAACUGAACUGAAUCAGAUGAAAAUCGAUUGGGAUUUCAUGGAGGAGAUGCUGUUUUGUUACCUGAAUCUGAAUGAGAAAAAGUCUCAUAAGUUUAUUUUAAGUGCUUUUGUUGAUCUCAUCACUGUUUUGCGUCAGAGUCAGAGUCAGAAUUCGGAAGCAGCUCCGGCGAAGCCGUGUAGCGUGAGAACCGUUAGGAUUGGUAGGGAAGUGAGGAAGAAGAAGACUAAGCAAGUCACCAUUGAAUUUGGGUCUUAGAAACUUCUUUUUUUCUUUUUAGUUUUGUUUUGUUAAUUUUCUUAGAAAACUGGUAUCUGGUAUCAUCUGCGUCCAAUUGCAGAGACUAAUUCUCGAGUCUCGAGUCUCUGCUUAGGACCGAUCGAAUCCAGAAGUUUGUUUUUUUAAUUUUCAUGAAUAAAAUAUAGAAUAAAAUAAAAUAUUAGGGAAAGGGGAUUUUGGUUCCCAAGUAGAAAUUCCUGAGAUAUUUGAGUCUAGUUAUGUAUGAUCGAAUGGUAGUUUUUGUUAUGCAUAAAAGUCAUGCUUCAAAAGCAUGUCAAUUUUUAUUUUGGUAAACUAAAUUGUGUAUGCGUAUCAGUGUAUUUCUCUUUUUUUUUUUUGAAAUAUGCAUGGUUAACUGUAUUUCUGCACCUAACUGCUUAUCUCUUAGGUUGCCGUGUCAUAGACUUUGGAUAUGGAAAUUGAGUGCAUAAAUUAUUCUAGAUUGUCCCAUUUUGAUUAAUUGUAUAAUAACUCGGAAUAAAUGGUAUCUCCAUUUCUGCAUACAAUG